AUGUUGUGGAAAUUAGCCGACAACGUGAAGUAUGAGGAUGACUGUGAGGAAAGGCACGACGGCAACAGCAAUGGGAACCCCCGGCUGCCUCACCUGCCAGCGGUCAGUCAGCACCUCUACAGCCCGUCUCCCUCCCUCUCACACUCGGCCAGUUCGGACUUCCAGCCCCCGUACUUCCCGCCUCCCUACCAGCCCAUCUCCUACCCGCAGUCCAGUGACCCCUACUCCCACCUCGGCGACCCUUUUAACAUCAACUCCCUACACCAGUCGCCGUCGUCGAACCAGCAACAAUGGCCCGGUCGGCAGGGCCAGGAUGGACUCGGUGCGCACGGGAGGAGCGGACUGGCGAGUCAAAUCCUGGGCCUGGAAGGCUCGUCCGGGGUGAGGAGGGAAGGCUUCCGCCGGCCGGAGCUGCUGCCCCCACACGUGCACAGCAUAGAGUCGUCGGUUAUUGGUGAUAACAUGGGAAUGCACGACAUGGGGCACGGGAUGGACGACGUUCAACAUGUAGAUGACCACAGUAUUAUAAUGGCAGAUCAGACAGUCAUCAAAAAAGUAUUAGGACUACGAGGUGGCAGGAACCUUGAUCGCUUACAGAGGACUUAUUAUCAGGGGGGCAUUCUUGCGGGGCCUGUCACUCUACCCAAAGGCAACGCGCUGGGUCUUCCUUUCCAGAAAGAGUCCCUGCUGGGCAUGGUAUCAAACCCCACAGAGGUAUUCUGCUCCGUACCGGGCCGUCUUUCCUUGCUGAGCUCCACAUCCAAGUACAAGGUUACCGUGGCAGAGGUCCAGAGACGUCUGUCACCCCCUGAGUGCCUCAACGCAUCGCUCCUCGGAGGGGUUUUACGCAGAGCCAAGUCAAAAAAUGGAGGUCGCUCUCUGAGAGAAAAGCUGGAUAAGAUUGGGCUCAACCUGCCUGCAGGAAGAAGGAAAGCAGCCAAUGUCACUCUACUUACCUCACUAGUAGAAGGUGAAGCUGUUCAUUUAGCGAGAGACUUUGGUUACGUUUGUGAGACAGAGUUUCCCGCAAAGGCAAUUGCUGAAUACCUGGGCAGGCCGCACGUGGAACGCAACGAGGUUAACUCUCGCAAGAACAUGCUCCUUGCAGCCAAGAAUAUCUGCAAGGAGUUCACUGACCUGCUCACUCAGGACCGCUCACCUCUGGGAAACUCUCGGCCGGCCCCCAUCAUGGAGCCUGGAAUCCAAGGCUGCCUGACCCACUUCAGCCUCAUCACUCAUGGCUUUGGCUCUCCGGCCAUCUGCGCCGCCAUGACCUCACUUCAGAACUACCUGAACGAGGCGCUCAAACAAGUGGACAAGAUGUACCUGAGCUCUGGUAGCGACACCCAGGGAUCCUCAGACAGUGGAAGCAAAUCUGCCGACAAAAUGGACAAGCACAGGAAAUGA
Molecule: messenger RNA, 1407 nt
Organism: Cottoperca gobio
Lineage: Eukaryota; Metazoa; Chordata; Actinopteri; Perciformes; Bovichtidae
Gene: tfap2c
Product: transcription factor AP-2 gamma (activating enhancer binding protein 2 gamma)
Exons: 8
Coding region: 1-1407 (468 amino acids)
Biological process (GO): regulation of cell population proliferation; anatomical structure development; regulation of transcription by RNA polymerase II
Cellular component (GO): nucleus
Molecular function (GO): DNA-binding transcription factor activity, RNA polymerase II-specific; RNA polymerase II transcription regulatory region sequence-specific DNA binding
Source: RefSeq, a predicted model, not a curated record